Messenger RNA from Entamoeba invadens IP1, 3042 nucleotides. RefSeq names its product serine-threonine protein kinase, putative. The coding region runs from base 1 to 3042 and encodes 1013 amino acids. Gene Ontology annotation, molecular function: ATP binding; protein kinase activity. The record is from RefSeq and is a predicted model, not a curated record. Gene Ontology annotation, biological process: protein phosphorylation. The transcript is spliced from 2 exons. NCBI's taxonomy places the organism in Eukaryota, Evosea, Mastigamoebida, Endamoebidae.
AUGGUGAUUACGGGAACGGAUUAUUGUAGUGAGUGUAACACUGGGUAUGACCCAAACGACUUGCAGUGUCAAAUGUGUCAAAGUAUGGAUCCUCAUAUCCCAAUAACACCGACAAACCCCCUCUAUUUGAAAAACAACAAUGAAGAAUGUGUUCCAGUAUCAGUGAAUACAACUGAAGAGUUAUACAAUGGGUAUUUGACAAAUAAAAGGUUGAAUAUAAACGAACAAUAUAAAGUUCCACAAAGUGAUAUUAAAUUAUACCACUCGCCUUGUUCUGAAAAGAGAAUCAAUAGAAAUGUAUUUGGUUAUGGGGCUUGGGUUUCCUUUAAUUCGACCACACAAAACGAUUUUGAUACCAAAUAUAUCAAAGUUGAAUGGGAACAGAAUUUCUCUGUGGACGUUAUAUAUUUGGAAAAUGAAGAAGUAGUCUGUCAUACUGCUGGAGACUUUUUAACAUCACAGAGUUUUGGUAUAAUUACUUAUAACACAGUGUAUUAUGCAUUUGUGUGGUCAAAUACCAUUCCGACAAACACUCCAAUUAUCACUGUAGAAACGAUGAGAAAGGAGAAAUACCAUAUUGACAUCGAUGAACCAUUAUUACGUGCAAUAGCAAAUUCACCGAAUGGGUAUCACAAAACAGUGAGAAUGGGUGAAUGUGAUUACAUCCGCUCUGUAUGUUCAGGGAGCAUUUAUAAGACUUUAAAAAUACAUAUUGCGUCUGUGUACGAAGAUAUGAAUUUUCAAGUCAAAAAUUUGGACCGGAAGUAUCGAAUGGUCGAAGAUGUGAAAAUACUAAAUAACUCGGAUGAGUGUAAUUGGUCGAUUCGAGGGAGUAAAGAAGGUGCUUUAAGAAAAGAAGGGAUCACUGAUGAACUUUCCUUUGUUAUCAAAUUUGAAAAGGGGAAAGAGUACUUUGUGAAUUACUUUUCGUAUGAGUCGAUUGCGACUGACCAAAUUUUGAUUAGAAAAGUGUGCGAGGAUAACUGUAAUGAAAACAGUGGUGCUGGAUUUUGUAAUAAGAAAACGGGCGAAUGUGUGUGUAGUAUACACAAAUAUGGAAAGAAAUGCAGAGAUAUAUGUUACAACACAAGUACAAAAGUAUUUAAUUUAGAAUACGGAGACUCCAAAUUGUUAUGUAGAUAUGGGGAGAGUGGAUGUGAUGAAGAUUGUCAGUGUAGUGAUGGAUAUACUUUUGAAAACCAGAUAUGUGUUCCAAAUUCAUGUUAUAACAACACCAUCACCAAUAUGGAGUGCUUACGAGGUGAUGCACAUUGCACAUCAACGUGUACAUGUGAAUUUGGAUAUAAGUUAAUUUCGGAUAAUGUAACACAUGUCUGUGUUUCUGUCUUAUGUGGUAACAAUAGAUAUGAUGAUGGCGAAGAAUGUGAUGGUGGGAAUACAUGUAACGUAUACUGUAAAUGUGUACAAGGUUAUCGACCAAGAGGAAAUGGGAAAUGUUACGACUCUGGGAUGACGUACUGGUUAAUGGCAGUGUGUUCAUUUGUAUUUGUAGCGUUUGUGGUGUUUAUUAUUGCAGUUCUUGUUGUUGUGAUAUUCAUGAGACAAUUCAAAAGAAGACAAAUCGACUUUAAAAAAUAUUUGCAGAUCCAACCAAUAUACUUCUACGAUAUUAUAGGUUCCUCCGAAAUUACUAAAACAUCGAAAGUGUUUGCCUACCCAAAUAAACUUGAUUUUGGAAACGAUGACACGCCAAGCAAUAUCAACGAGACUCGAUUUGAAAAGGUUAUAUUGACAAAUAAAACAAAGCACCAUGCGAUGUUUGUUAUUCACACAACAAACAGUCCAAAAUACAGAUUUUAUUUUGAGCCACAAAUUGUGUAUUUAUCACCAAAGAGAAAUAAGGAGAUAACAGUGUAUAUGACACUGUUCUGUACAAGCCACAUUCUUGGAAUGAAAAUCCAUUACACGGUGUAUAUAUCUGAUAACAUUAAAACUCUUCACAAAAUUGAGGAAUUACUUUACGACAAAACAUUUGAGACAUUCAGUCUGGAUGACAAAGAAGAAAUGUCACUUUUAAUGCAAAAGGUGAAAGAAAAGCAUCACGGACACUUCACAAUUACCACAGAAGCUAAUCGCUCGACUUCCAUUGAUAUUGAUGAAAUCGAAAUUGCUGACAGACCAAUUGGUGAUGGUGCAAAUGGUGUGGUGUAUUUGGGGCUCUACCGAGGAGCAUAUGUCGCUGUUAAAACGUUUAAUUGGGAAAAUUUAACAGAGGAAGAGUCACUGAAUUUGAAAGAGAAAGUGGACAACGAGUGUAAGAUGAUGGAGAAACUACGAAAUCCAUUUAUAGCAAAUUAUAUUGGUGCAGUGACUUAUAUCCCACAAGUCUCUAUGAUAACCGUCUUCUUUGAAUUGGGCAGUCUAGCAGAGUACAUUCGAAGGAACAAUGACUUUAAUGUGAUACUUCCUUAUAAAUACAAAUUGCGAGUGAUGUACGACUGUGCAAGGGGAAUGGCCUUUUUGCACCAAAAUAAGAUCAUCCAUCUUGAUUUGAAGCCAGACAAUUUACUUGUCAAUUCAUUCUGGUCGCAGACGUCUUCUGCUGUUAUUAAAAUCACUGACUUUGGAACGUCUAAGAUUUUUGCUGAUAGAACGUCUGAUAAAGGACUUGGAACACCAAUUUAUGUCUCUCCAGAGUCUUAUAGUGAUAUUUAUAAUGAAAAGUGUGACGUCUAUUCAUUUGGGAUAAUGGCUUGGGAAUUGUACUAUGCAGAAGAACCAUGGAAGGAUACAAAGUCUCUCUUUGAUAUUAAAGAUCAUGUCUUAAAAGGAAUACGUCCCCCAUUGAAUGGGAAUUGUCCUGUUGACUAUUCAAAAUUAAUUAAAAAAUGUUGGGACAAUGAUCCUAAUGAACGACCUGAGUUUAAUACUAUCUGUUCUGAUGUUAAUGAUAUGUCUACAAAUAUUGAAAAUGUAACUAAUGAAGAAGACAAUAUCUACGAAGAAAAAUUGAAUGAAGUUGUUAAAAUGAAAAAGGAAAGGGUAACCAGUUUAUUGAAAAGAGAUGGCGAUGAAGAUUAA